Molecule: messenger RNA, 510 nt
Organism: Sabethes cyaneus
Lineage: Eukaryota; Metazoa; Arthropoda; Insecta; Diptera; Culicidae
Exons: 3
Coding region: 1-510 (169 amino acids)
Source: RefSeq, a predicted model, not a curated record
AUGCCAUGUUUUUGUCAAUUUUUCAACAAAAACAAACAGUACCGUGCUCUCACCGAUAAAACCAUCCAAUCGAUUGCUAACUCCGAAUCCUCAUCCAUCGUCCCAGCAGCGGGUCAGAUUUCUGCCUCGGAAAUGGUACAGUUAAAGGCGGAGGUGUGGUCCCUGCGGAAUUCUUUGUCCGAUUCGCUAGCCAUCAACAGCAACAUGCAGGACGCCGUAACGCAAACGGUUGCCGAAAAAUACGCCCUACUGGAAGAGCUGAACGGAGCCAAGAGUGAAAUCGCGCUGCUGGAAGCGCACUCCCGGAAGGAGCGUGAUUUGUACUGUCAGAAGAAGGAUCAGUUUCUGCAGGAAAUUGCAUCCUAUCGGAUGAAAAUUAACGAGCUGUCAUAUCUCGUGGAGAAACUGUCGGAGCAAAACAUUGAGCUGAAAAAAUCUUUGUUAGAUGCGAAUGAUACAAUUUACAAAGUCAGCAAGAAAUACGUGCAUCUCAAGAGAAUGCAGUUUUGA